Messenger RNA from Gastrolobium bilobum, 2207 nucleotides. Its product is annotated as proline-rich receptor-like protein kinase PERK3. The transcript has 8 exons. NCBI's taxonomy places the organism in Eukaryota, Viridiplantae, Streptophyta, Magnoliopsida, Fabales, Fabaceae. The record is from RefSeq and is a predicted model, not a curated record. The coding region runs from base 161 to 2188 and encodes 675 amino acids. Gene Ontology annotation, biological process: protein phosphorylation. Gene Ontology annotation, molecular function: ATP binding; protein kinase activity.
GGCAACUUAGGGGGUUAACUUUUUAACUCUCUGCUCCGAUUCAACUCAGCUUCUUCACUCCGAGUUCACUCUCCCAACUCCUUCCUCCUUCUCGCCCUUGAUUUUACCCACAUCCUAUAGAUCUGAUCUCAACCGUUCGUGGCUAUCAACGGCAUCGCUGAUGUCUCUGCUCGUGGUUUCUACGUCUUCAAUCGGUGGGUUGAAAAAAUUUCAAUGCAUGUUGCUGAGAAGGUUGCUUAUAUUAUUAUCAUGUAUGGUGUUUAUGGUUGAUUCUGGUAUAUAUGAUAAAACACUGGAAGCUCCUUCGUUAUCUCCUACUUCACAGUUAUCCAUACCAUUCACCAAAAGUAGGAACGAAUUAGAACCUCCAAUUUCCGGCUUCAAAAAUAUCGCACCUUUUCAUUCUAUCGCUGAUGCAAUUCCUUCUGCUCUGCCUCAACCACCAAUGUCCCCUGUUGAUUCCAAUUGUUGUAAACAAGACAUGGUGUUGAAACGAGGCAGUGAGAGUUGCCAAUGUGUUUAUCCUAUAAAGCUAGACCUUCUUCUUUUGAAUGUCACUCAGAACUCUGAGUGGAGUGUUUUUCUUGAUGAAUUGGCUACCCAACUUGGGCUGCAGACUACCCAAAUUCAACUCAUCAACUUUUAUUUACUCAGCUUGUCGACGUUGAAUAUUUCGAUGGACCUCACUCCGCAUAAAGGGAUCGGUUUCUCUGCCCAUGAAGCUGCUAAAAUAAACUCUUCGCUUUUGCUGCAUAAGGUUCAACUAGACCAUCGAUUCGUGGGUGACUACAAACUUCUCAAUAUAACCUGGUUUCAACCUCCACCUCCUUCUCAAGCUCCUACUUUUGCCGCAUCACCUCUGAAAGCUCCUCAGAAACAAGCACCUCCAGCUACAGUAAGUACUUCAUCAGACCGGGACAGCCAUUCAAAUUUGCUCCUUGUUCUUGGAAUUGUCACUGGCAUACUACUCAUUUCCAUUGUAUGUGUGCUUACACUUUGGUUAUGCACAUUGCGGUCAAAAACAAAAACACCUCCCACAGAAACUGAAAAGCCAAGGAUGGAAAGUGCAGUUUCAGCUGUUGCGUCUCUUCCCCACCCAACCAGUACACGCUUUAUUGCUUAUGAAGAACUUAAAGAAGCAACAAACAAUUUUGAACCAGCAAGCGUACUUGGAGAAGGAGGUUUUGGUAGAGUUUUUAAAGGUGUCCUAAAUGAUGGAACUGCUGUUGCAAUUAAGAGACUUACUAAUGGAGGGCAACAGGGUGACAAAGAGUUUAUGGUUGAGGUUGAGAUGCUUAGCCGAUUGCACCAUCGUAACCUUGUAAAACUAGUGGGAUACUAUAGUAAUCGUGACUCAUCACAAAAUCUACUUUGCUAUGAGCUUGUCCCAAAUGGAAGUUUAGAGGCCUGGCUUCAUGGUCCCUUGGGUAUAAAUUGCCCUUUGGAUUGGGACACUAGAAUGAAGAUCGCGCUUGAUGCUGCAAGAGGACUUGCAUACUUGCAUGAAGAUUCACAGCCCUGUGUUAUACAUCGAGAUUUCAAGGCAUCCAACAUAUUGCUUGAGAACAACUUUAAUGCUAAAGUUGCAGAUUUUGGUCUUGCAAAACAGGCACCUGAAGGCAGAGCUAAUUACCUAUCUACUCGUGUCAUGGGCACAUUUGGGUAUGUAGCUCCUGAGUAUGCGAUGACUGGACAUCUACUUGUGAAAAGUGAUGUUUAUAGUUACGGAGUUGUCUUGCUGGAACUGUUGACGGGAAGGAAACCUGUGGAUAUGUCACAACCAGCUGGACAAGAGAACCUUGUUACUUGGUCAAGGCCAAUUCUUAGAAAUAAGGACCGGUUGGAAGAACUUGCUGAUCCAAGGCUUGGGGGAAGGUACCCAAAGGAAGAUUUUAUCCGUGUAUGCACAAUCGCUGCAGCCUGUGUUGCUCCUGAAGCAAGCCAAAGACCCACAAUGGGUGAAGUGGUACAGUCACUUAAAAUGGUGCAGCGCGUCACAGAAUAUCAUGAUCCCAUGUUAGCCUCAUCCAAUACACGGCCCAACCUGAGACAAUCCUCUACCACUUAUGAGUCUGAUGGGACAUCUUCAAUGUUUUCUUCGGGUCCUUACUCUGGCCUAAGUGCUUUUGACUAUGACAACAUUUCUAGGACAGCUGUUUUCUCUGAAGAUCUUCAUGAAGGACGAUGAAGGUACUCACUCAGAAAGG